AUCCACUCGACUCCCUUGCUUUGGCGCCAGCCGUGACAGAUAGGGCAAACAAGGAAGGGGGGAAGAGAAGGAAAAUCAAACUGAGAGGGAAUUUGGAAGGUUCCCGGCAAAGGCAGCCCAGCCUGUCACCGCUCUCUCUCGUUGCUGGCGCUGCCGCUUAGAGUUCGGGUCCAUUAAUUCCUCCCCCGGUACGCCAUGGCUGUUUCCGGCAAGCAGUCGCCUGUGCCCGAGCAGCCCGAGCAUCUGGACGUGAUCGAGACUCCAACCUCCCCAUCUUCCUGCCUGGCUCGCUCGCGCUUCGAGUUUGAAACCGACAAGCGCAAUGAGGGAACUAAGAUUCUUAUGGUCGAAUGGGAGGACACGGCUCCCGAAGUAGACGGCAGCGCAGACCAAACGGGCGAAAGCAGCGAUUGGGAAGUGACGUGGGAGGGCAAGGGAGCGGUGCUACCGGUUCGAGAUGUUGACCCGGAAGCCGACAGCAAUCUGCGCCGCGUGUACUUCCUCCUCCCUCCCGGUGCCCCGAUCCCGCCGCUCGUCGAGAUUAAACGCCGAGGAAAGAGCACGACCGCCACUGACGGAACCGGCAACAUCCUGCGCACCAAGCCGAUGCCCGCCAUCUUUCCGGCCGAGCUGACGAGCCAGCAAGAUGCCGGCCGGCGCGGCGUGCUGCAUACGAUAUGGGCCAAGAGGCGUCUGGCGGAGCUACAGGCCGAGAUUGCGGCGGAGAUGAGGACGAAUGGCGAGAGCGUGGGGCUUGAGAUGGCCAUCCAGGAGCGGCAAUGGAUUAUCGACCAUUUUGGGCUUGUACCUGACCCGGACAUGCCGCAACCGACGAAGCUUCACCUUCCGCAAAGCUCCGCCGUCCCAGCAAGCCCGAGGAGCCCGGUAGGCGGAAGGCUGGGGGAGAAGCUUAAAGGGCUCAAGCUCGCUACGAGCCCGGCGGAACUGGCCGCUGCUAGCCAAGUGGCAAAGAGCGCCCCUCGAGCGCCGCCUUCAAUCACAUCGCUUUCGCCGCCGGCUACGAGCGUCUCGACGGCCCCAGGCUUGGGCCAAGGCGGAGUCGCCUCACUAGAUGCUGUCGUGGGGGCCGGAGUGGCACCGGCACCCCCGGCCAAGGUUUGUGAAGGAGACGAUGCGAACGAGGAAGACUUGUUUGCCCUUCCCAUGAGCCCUCGCAGCCCAGAGAUGAAGAGAAGCCCGUUCAGUAUUCUAUAGAUGCCAACAGUUUA
Messenger RNA from Thermothelomyces thermophilus ATCC 42464, 1229 nucleotides. RefSeq lists its product as uncharacterized. NCBI's taxonomy places the organism in Eukaryota, Fungi, Ascomycota, Sordariomycetes, Sordariales, Chaetomiaceae. The transcript is spliced from 2 exons. Bases 196 to 1215 code for a protein of 339 amino acids. The record is from RefSeq and is a predicted model, not a curated record.